Oryzias melastigma (Indian medaka) is the source of this 4504-nucleotide messenger RNA. RefSeq names its product NACHT, LRR and PYD domains-containing protein 3. Bases 155 to 2791 code for a protein of 878 amino acids. Gene Ontology annotation, molecular function: protein binding. The record is from RefSeq and is a predicted model, not a curated record. Gene Ontology annotation, biological process: positive regulation of inflammatory response. NCBI's taxonomy places the organism in Eukaryota, Metazoa, Chordata, Actinopteri, Beloniformes, Adrianichthyidae. The transcript is spliced from 9 exons. Gene Ontology annotation, cellular component: cytoplasm.
ACUACACUUCCUGUUUCCAGCACACUUCCAGCGGCCUUCCUAUCACUCACCCCCGCAGUUGUUUUGAGGAAUCAACAGCAUUCAACCUUUUUUCCCCUUUUAUAUCUAAUUUUGUCUGUUUUUCCAUCACCAAUCCAGUCAAGUGAUUAAAACCAUGGACAAAAAGGCUGUGUUGACUGAACUGCUGAGGACAAAGGAGACAUCAACAUUUCUCGGUGGGGAGAGUCCUACCACUGUAAUUACAGGCAGUAAAUACAUACCACUGCUCUCCGGGGCAGUUCAGGGUGACUGCACUGUUGAUUAUGCUGUGGACGCUGCUCUGCUCAGUGAGAUCAGAGGCGUCUUACUCAUCGGCCCAGAAGGAUCAGGUAAAAGCACCGCCCUGCAGAAGCUUGCUGUGGACUGGGCCCAAGGCGAACGCCUUCAAAACUUUUCAUUUGUUUUCCACUUCAACUUGAGAGACUUCAAUUCCCUUGGAGGUGAACGUUCUCUAAAAGCUCUGCUGCAAAGCAGUCACCCUUCACUGACUGCUGGCUCUGUGGCCGUGGUUGCAAAGAGACCUGAGGAGGUCUUGUUUGUAUUUGACAGUCUGGACCAGUACAGACAUAGUCUGGACCCCUCCGUCCAUGCCCUCUGUUCUGACCCAAACCAGGAGGCCGCGGUCUCCUGUCUGGUGGCCAGCCUGCUUCACGGGUCCUUGCUGAGAGGAUCCGCCUUCGUUGUGGCCACCAGGCCAACAAGCAACUUGAAAUAUCUGAAUGGUACUCAUGUAGAAGUUCUGGGUUUUUCCAAACUACAGCGAGAGGUCUACUUUACUAAUUGUUUUACCGACGCCAAUGCUACCAAACCGUUACUCCACAUGGAAAGGACUUUAGGAUUUUAUAAUAUCUGCUCUUCUCCGAGGUUUUGUUGGACAGUUUGUUCAAUUUACAGUCUCCUCCUGGAUUCAGGUGCAAAACUUCCAGAGACUCUAUCCCAGCUGUUUGUAGACAUCCUGGUCCACCUGAUGGAGACGCUGUGCUUGAAUGAGGCCAGCGUCAGAGCGCUUGUGUCGCCCCUCGGCAGGAUGGCCUCCCUCUGCUUACUUGACCAUUCAAACAUCGCACAGGAGUCAAUAAAAUCCUUUGGCUGUCAGCAGCUUCUUACUGCAGUUGAUGCUUUCCUGGUUGUAGACGGGGACCCGGAGUCGGAUAAAUGCACCUUCUCCUUCCGAUCCCAACUGAUGCAGGAGUUCAUCUUGGCUUUAGCCUUCUUCCUGAGGGAGUCACCAGGUGAAGGUGUGGAACAUUUUCUGACAAAACACAAAGGCAGGGCGACGUUUCUAGAUUUCUUCUUGUCGGGGCUCUCGGAGGAAGUCCAACGAAGACCGCUGGAGACCCUGCUGGGAAAAGCAAACCCUGAUCAGAUCGAGGAUUUCAGGCGCUGGUUUAAAAGCAGCUCAGCAGAGACGUGGAGAGGAUAUGAGAAAGACAAACACUACAGAUGCUUCCAUCUGCUACACCAAGCGCAGAAUGAAGCUUUGACUAAGGAAAUCAUCACUCCUUCAGCACGGCUUGAGUAUCACACAGAUCUGAGUCUCCAGGACUGCGUGGCUCUGAACUAUGUCGCCAUGUCUUUCAAUAAAAUACCAUCUCUCAGUUUGUGUGGAACAAACAUUCUCCCGGAGAUGGCAAAAUUCCUGACUCCAACUAUGAGUGUGUCCCACAGUCUAAACUUUUCACACUGCACCUUUAGCACAGGAGCUAUCCCUCACUUGGCCUCAGCUCUCAGAAAUGGAGUCGUCAGCGAUCUGUGUCUGUACAAUUCCCACUGCGGUGAUGAAAUGCUCAACGUUCUUGCCACAUCGCUCCAAAACAGCAAGCUGCAAAAGCUCAGCCUUCAUGGCUGCGACCUGACAGGAGGUUGCUGUGACGACCUGGUUCCUCUGCUGACCUCUCAGCUGUGCACGCUGGUGAUCAAUUUUAAUCAGAUUGGAGAUGAUGGCUUCAUAAAACUCUGCAAAGCACUGAACUGUCCUCACAACAGACUGCAAGAGCUCGACAUGCACAACUGCAAUUUGACGGCUGCAUCCAUGGAGGCUUUUGCAGAAGCCCUGUGCUCCGGUCAAUCCCACCUGAGAAAAGUGAACCUAAGAGCCAACAAGAUUGGAGACGAUGGAGUGAGAGCUUUGUCUAAAUCCUUGCAGAACUCAUUUUGUAAGCUACACAGCCUUGAACUCUAUGAUACUGAGCUAACAGGCGCAUGUUGCUCGCACUUGAAAGAGGCCUUGGAGUCUGAGCAUUUCUCUCUGUUGGAGCUCGAUCUGUCAGUGAAUGAAUUGGGCCAGGAGGGGGCGCUGCUGCUCUGCCAAGGCUUAAACCGACCCGGAUGUCCCAUUGAAAAACUCUAUCUGAAUCGCUGUGAGUUAACUCCCCCCGUCUUUAAGGAGCUAGCCUCACUCCUAAAAGUUGGGACACUGAAAUCCCUGAGUGUGGGUGUCAAUGACGUAGGAGACAAAGGGGCCAAAUAUCUUUGGGAGGCCGUUGCACAUCCUAAUUGCUUGUUGGAGGAGCUGGAUGUUGAAAUGACCGGUUUGACGGACGCCUGCGUCGAGGACCUGUGUGCUGCUUUAAGAGCCAGCAAGACUCUGAAGAGGCUGGAGAUGAAAAACAACUCCCUGACGGAUGUCUCUGUCCCGGCGAUCAUUCGAGCCUUUCAGGACAGCGCCAACAUGCAGGAGCUGAACUUGAGGUACAACGACUUUAGUGAGGAAGUUCUACACUUGUUAGAUGAGGCAAAGAUUCGCUACUGAAGGAGGCCAACAUCCACUGACCUCAGGGGUCUACAGAAGUAGAAGUCUGGAGUGACAAAGAAUCUUAAAAGAAAAUCUUAAAGAAUGCACUUCACCGGUUCACCUGUUCUGGGAUGUGAACUUUAUCAGAGGUAGUAAUGCACUCAGAAAACUCAAACAGUUUAGCUGAAGCACUGUGACAAGCAUCUUUCUCGGCUACUAUUGGGACUCAGAGAUGCACUUUGAGCAAAAGCGGAAGCUGGUGUUAAAACAGGUCACUUUUUCCGACACCAGGCUUUAGGAACACCUCCCUUCAGUCUUUGUCAAAACCAUUUAUGAGAACUGGACUGACCCUCUCCCCAGGCGUUCCAAACAGGAAGUACCCGCUGGCUCCAAGAUGCCAAAAUCCCACAGACUUUUAUAGUUACUCAGUCAUAUUUAUCAGAAUAACCAUUCUUGCUCUACAACUUUUUAACAUUUCUUCAUAUAUUUUUUUAUUUUAAUGUAAGUUGUAGAAUUCCUCAAUAAAAACAUGUGGUGUCCAGUUUUUCCCUGAAUCUGCUUUCAGUGGUAGGAGUGUAGACUCCCAACAAGCUUACUUCUAACUGGUUGCCAUAGAAACAUUGCCUCUGAUGGACUAGAACCAAUCACUUGUUACGGACGUCAUCCAGCUCCAACAUGGCGGCAUGGUAAUAGUCAUCAUCUAUCUACAACCCAUUUUACAACUCAUUGUCGUGAUUCAUUUUAUUGUGUUUGCUCAUUUAUCAUAUUUUCCCUUUUAAAAAUGGGUGUACUUCUUUUUUUUCCCAAUUGGGAGUCAGUUUUACCAUCAGUCCAGAUGAAAAAUAGCUUUUGAGCUCUGGUGCAUUGGCAGCAAUGCUUUUUAAUGUGCAAUGUCUAUGUCAAAUAAAUAAAUCUAUAUCAUGAAAAAAUGGCAACCGACUUCACUUUGUUGGAGCCUAUGAGUUAGCCAUUUUCUAUACACUCGCUUGGUCCAGUUCUUAUUUACCGUCAAUGGUCAACCAUCACAGUUUGAUUUCUGAAAAAGGAACAGUUGAGAAUGCAGGAAAUAAUAACAAAAGACCCAACAAUAAUUAAGUGGAAGAUGUACAAAAAGUUUUUCUUUCCUCAUUACAUUUGGUACAACAGACUCAAUACAAUGAUUUGUCAUCAAGUAGUCCUUCCUAUUUUUGGUAUUUGGUUUCCUAAGUACAAACGGUGAAGCAGCACGUACAGCUUGAAUUCUUUGGUAUUCUUAAAUUAGAAAAUACAAAUACACACACAUGUAUAUAUACAUUUGAUGCAGUGAUUUCCUUUUCUCUGCAGUAAUAUAAGCAUUUGUAGUAAAUUCUAAAUUCAGAGCAUUGCGGUGUGGGAAUUUUUUUUUUUUCCCUACACACAAACUUUUCUGUUGCUGCUUGCAAACAAGUGUAAACAUCGUGCUGGAAAACUCAAAAGUUUGGGUGCCACACAUUCCUGAAAAUCUCAGCACCUCUCUUUGGAAAAAACAAAAUAACAACAAGUGUUGGAAAGGCACUUCGGAAAAAGUUACAAAAACCUGGAAAUAACAAACACACAACAUGGCGGCCCUUCAGAAGCCGUCACCUGUGGCUCUGCUGUCCUUUAGGUCUUAGUGUGGUUCGUGUUCCCAUGACUGUUGGAGUAAACAUCUUCAUCGGAGCUGCUCUCUAUGUCACUGCGGUCAUCUUUAGAAACCUGUGGAGGAACAAAAAA